AUGGUUAUGCAUGCUGUGCUUAGCUAUAUUGGUAGAGUCGAAAUAAGUCCCAAGACAGAUCUCCUACAUCAUGAGCUGCUGAACUUCAUGCUCAUUAUCAUGUCUACACAGCUUCUUUCUGGUCCAUCACCUCGACCAAAUGAUGUUCACCCUUUCAUUGAUGCAACAAUGAGUGAGAACGGAAUUGAAAUCCUUCCACCCUACCCUAUAAAUAAUGAUAUCCUUCAAACAUGGAAUUUGAUGGAUUCCUAUGGAACUGAAUUCCCUCCAUAUUUGGCAACGAAACACUCCCUAAGAAUGCUAAUCGUUUCAUUUUCUUAUACCUUAUUGUCUGAAGAAAAUCAGCUUGGUGUUCUGAAAAGAGCUGGCUCAGCAACUGCAAAUAUAGUGCUAUUACCACUUAGUUACUUUGUGAAUUCAAGUGUGGAAGCUUCAAGAAGUCAACUGGCAGACAGCAGUAUCAAUAUACUACUUAUACUCAUUCAUUAUCGUAAAUGUAUUCUUGUGGAAUCUGUUAAGAACAUCAAUGCAAGUGUCACUUCUGAAUCUCUUCUGAAAGAUGAAACAUAUUUUGCUGAAAACCCGUAUUGCAAAGCCUUGGAAAAUGUUAAGGAUGUUGAGUUUGAUAGAGUGGAUAUCGAGGGAAAUGCACACAGUGGUCCACUUGUCAGAUUGGCUUUUGCUUCUCUCUUUGAUACACUUGGCAUGUGUUUGGCUGAUGAAACUGCUGUUUUGCUACUGUAUGCUUUGGUUCAUGGGAAUUCAGACUUUUUGGAAUAUGUGUUGGUGCGGACUGAUAUAGAUACAUUGUUAAUGCCUUUGUUGGAGACACUCUAUGAUGCUUCAAGGAGAACAUCAAAUCAAAUCUACAUGGUGUUGAUUAUUCUGCUUAUACUUAGUCAAGAUGCUUCUUUUAAUGCUAGCAUCCACAAGCUGAUUCUGCCUUCUGUUCCAUGGUAUCAAGAGCGGCUUCUUCAUCAAACAUCUCUUGGUUCUCUUAUGGUCAUCAUUCUAAUUAGGACAGUGAAGUAUAACAUGUCUAAAAUGCGGGAUUUUUGUCUACAUACAAAUUGCCUUGCAGCUUUAGCUAACGUGGCGCCUCAUGUGCAUCGAUUAAGUUCAUAUGCAUCACAAUGCCUUGUUAGCCUUUUUGAUAUGUUGUCACGCAAAUAUGCAAAACUAGCAGAGCUAAAGAAUGAUAAAAUGCAGAUAAAUGAUAGGGAACUCAAAGAUGAUGAUAAACUUCCUGAAGAUACGGUUGUAUUAUAUCCUAUAUGUUGUUUGUUUGUUGACCAAUCAGCAGAAUUCCAUAUCUCUACGGAUUUUUUGAGGAUCGUGUUGGAGAUACUGAAUGCAAUCCUGACUUACGCACUUCCAAGGAACCCAGAGGUGAUUUAUGCAAUUAUGCACAGGCAGGAGGUUUUUCAACCUUUCCGGAAUCAUCCACGCUUCAAUGAGUUGCUGGAGAACAUUUUUUCUGUGUUGGACUUCUUUAAUAGCCGAAUGAAUGCACAAAAGUUGGAUGGUGAAUGGUCAGUUGAGAAGGUGCUUCAAGUAAUCAACACAAACUGCAGAUUUUAUCGAGGAGAUGGGAUGAAGAUGUUCACCCAAUUACGCUUCACAUAUGAACAAGAAAGCCACCCGGAAGAGUUCUUCAUUCCUUACGUCUGGCAGUUGCUAAUCUCUCGCAGUGGUUUCAGGUUUAAUCCAAAUCAUGGAUCUAGUCAUGAUACCAAGAUAGAUGCUCUUUGGCUGCACACAUAGUAGCAACAACAUCCCAACAGGGGACAUAAGUUUCUAUUUCAGAAGCAACCAAGGAAAAUGACAACCAUCGCUCUUUUUGUCCACCAAAACUAGAUGGAUGAUCUGUUAUACAAGUGAACACGAAAGGUGCUUUCCCAUGGAAACGUGAUUGGCACACAUCACAUAUAUGAAAGGACAACUUGGAUGGCAUGGCAGAAUUGAGACCUAUUGUGUGAUUAUAUAACAAAGUAAAUGAUGGGCAUGAUAAAUUUAUGUAUUUUAGUAAAUUUAGUAAUACUGGAGCAGUCAAGAGCAACCAGAAAUCUGGA
Lactuca saligna is the source of this 2072-nucleotide messenger RNA. Lineage: Eukaryota; Viridiplantae; Streptophyta; Magnoliopsida; Asterales; Asteraceae. The record is from the annotation of a GenBank genome assembly.